AUGCCAGACCCCAACCAGGGCUGGCUGAGUGAGCAGGCUUCGCGUUCCCCAGCCCCGCUGCCCCCACACCGGGCGGGGCGCCGCGCAGGGCCCCCACCCCACGGGGUUCAGUGGGCGCUGUCUCUGCUCGCGGUGCUGACGCUGCUCACCAGAACCCCGCGCUCCGGGCUCUGCCGGUUAAACCUGUGCCGGCUGCAGCCCUGUGGGAUCUGGAUUGAAGGAUCCGGGGCUGCCCUCGCGUCCUACCCGCGGUCUCCGGCCACCUGUGCGGGGCGGGAAGGAGAGGACGCCCGCCCGCCCUCCAGACGGGCCUCGGAGGCCGGGGCUGCGGUGGGGCGGCGCCUGCUCUGCCCCGCCCGCUCCAACCCGACCUCUCCCGCAGGCCGAGAUGCAGCUGCUCCUGCUCCUGCUCGUGGCCCUGCUGCUGGCCCCGGCGCCCGGGGCCUCCAGGCUCCCAAGGUGAGGCGGCAGAGUGACACCUGGGGCCCCUGGGGUGACUGGAGCCCCUGCAGCCGGACCUGCGGAGGGGGCAUCAGCUUCAGGGAGCGCUUCUGCUACUCGCAGAGGAGAGAUGGGGGCUCCAGCUGCGUGGGCCCCACUCGCAGACACCGCUUGUGCCACAUCGAGAGCUGCCCCCCAGGUGCCCGCGACUUCCGGGCAGAGCAGUGCGGGGAGUUUGACAGCCGCGAGUUCCAGGGCCGCAGGUUCCAGUGGCUGCCCUACUACGGGGCCCCGAACAAGUGUGAGCUGGCCUGCAUCCCCAAGGGGGAGAGCUUCUACUACAGGCACAGGGAGGCCGUGGUGGACGGGACGCCCUGCGAGCCUGGCAAACCGGACGUCUGUGUGGAUGGCGUCUGCCGGGCUGUGGGCUGUGACCACAAGCUCGAUUCGUCAAAGCAGGAGGACAAGUGUCUGCAGUGUGGGGGUGACGGCACGACCUGCUACCCGGUCACCGGCACCUUUGACGUCAGUGACCUCAGCAGAGGCUACAACCAGAUCCUCAUCGUUCCUGCGGGGGCCACCAGCUGGCGGCUCUGGCAGCUGAUGGGGGGCUCGCCCUGCACAGCGGUGAAGAGCAUCCAGGGGGAGUACUACCUCAACGGGCACUGGACCAUCGAGGCCGCCCGCGCCCUGCCCGUGGCCAGCACCACCCUGCACUACGAGCGGGGUGCCGAGGGGGACCUGGCACCGGAGCGGCUCCAUGCCCGCGGCCCCACCUCGGAGCCCCUGGUCAUCGAGCUCAUCAGCCAGGAGUCCAGCCCCGGUGUGCGCUAUGAGUACCACCUGCCCCUGAGCACCCGCCGGCCCGGCUUCAGCUGGAGCCACGGCUCCUGGAGCGACUGCAGUGCUGAGUGUGGCGGAGGUCACCAGUCCCGCCCCGUGUUCUGCACCAUCAACAAUGAGGUCUAUCCCGACCACAUGUGCCAGCACCAGCCACGGCCGGCGGCCCACCGCCCCUGCAGCCCUCACUCCUGCCCACAGACCCAACGCUGGAAGACAGGGCCCUGGACGCCGUGCUCGGCCUCCUGCGGAGGCGGCUCCCAGUCCCGCUCCGUCUACUGCGUCUGGUCCGACGGGGCCGGCGGCGAGGAGGCGAUGGAGGAGGUCCAGUGCGCAGGCCUGCCUGGCAAGCCCGCCACCACCCAGGCCUGCAACCUGCAGCGCUGCGCAGCCUGGCGGGAGGAGCCCUGGGGAGAGUGCUCCGUCAGCUGCGGUGCCGGCAUCCGGAGGAGGAGUGUCACUUGCCGGGGCGACGAGGGGUCUCUGCUGCAUGCCACGGCCUGCUCCUUUAAGGACCAGCCGCCGCUCACUGAGCCCUGUGUGCACGACGACUGUCCCCACCUCAGUGACCAGGCCUGGCACGUAGGCGCCUGGAGUCCAUGCUCCAAGAGCUGCAGCUCGGGCAUUCGGAGACGGCAGGUGGUGUGUGCCAUUGGGCCACCCAGCCACUGCGGGAGCCUGCAGCUGCGGAAGCCGGCAGAGGUGGAGCCCUGUAACACGCAGGCCUGCCCCCUUCCUCCGGCCGGCUCCCCAGAAGCCCCCAGCAGGCAGGACGUGCACACCAGCUUCAGGGCCCCCUGGGUGUCUUUGGGCCCUCGGGAGGCCCCCGCUUUGGAUUCCAGAGACCAGUGGUGGGCACCCCGGGAGCAGCCCUCAACUCCAGGUAACCCCAGAGGAGACCAGGGCCCCCACCUGCCAGCCCCAGGCCCAGCCUCUUCUCUGCAACCGUCCCCAGAACGGCAGCCCCUGUGGUCUGGCCCGGGGCCCCAGGACUGCAGGCACAGCCCCCACGGGUGCUUGUUGCCCUCCCUGCUGGCCGCUCAGUGGCUGGUAGGCCCGAGUCUGGGGUAUGGGUGCUGCCCUGACGGGGUGUCUGUGGCCGAGGGGCCCCAUCAAGCUGGCUGCGCAAAGUCUAACAGCGACGACAGGAGGAGGUCGGGGUCGAGAGCAGUGGCCCCCACAGUGCCCCAGGCCCACCAGCCCCAGGCCCAGCAGAGUGAGCCCACUGAGUGCCGGGGCUCCCAGUUUGGCUGUUGCUAUGACAAUGUGGCCUCAGCAGCAGGCCCUUUUGGGGAAGGCUGUGUGGGCCAGCCCAGCUACGCAUACCCCGUGGGGUGCCUGCUGCCCAGCGCCCUCGGCUCCUGCACAGACUGGGCCCCCCGCUGGUACUUCAUCGCCUCCGUGGGCCGGUGUAACCGCUUCUGGUAUGGUGGCUGCCACGGCAACGCCAACAACUUUGCCUCGGAGGAGGAGUGCAUGAGCAGCUGCCGGGGGGCUCAACCCGCGCCCCGCCAUCCCGAGCCCGGGGCAGCUGGCCAGAGCGCCCACAGAGCUGGUGGUGGCAGCAGUCCGGGAGGCCAGCGGGAGGCCGGCCAGCACCGGCCCGGGGCCGGGCACCACCCCCAGACCUCAGAACGGCCCUGGGGCCCGGAGCUGGGGUCCAGCACCCCUGGCCUGGGCGGAGACGCUGGGCGGCCAGCACCACCCGCCCACAGCUCCUCCUCCAGGGUGAGCCUGGCCGGCGCGGAGCCCUUUCUGGUGCAGGCGCCCCUGGGGCGGGUGGUGCGGCUCUCCUGCCCGGGUGUCGCCUCCAUGGACACCCCUACCAGGUGGCAGAAGGACGGGCAGCCCCUCUCCUCUGACAGACACAGGCCGCAGCCUGAUGGCUCCCUGGUCAUCAGCCCCCUGAGGGCAGAGGACGCUGGCACCUACAGCUGUGGCGCCAGGCCAGGCCGCGACUCUCUGAAGAUCCAGCUUCGCAUCACAGGGGAUGACACGACCGUGCCAAGGCACUUCCCUCAGACCAGGGACCCCGCCCCGGGCCACCGUCCUCAGGACUCCAGCCUAGGGAGGGAUGCUGGGGGCCUGGGGGCCAUCUCCUCUCCUCACCCACGGCCCUCGACCAGGCUACGCCUGGACCAGAGCCAGCCUGGAGUGGUGGACGCCCAUCCCGGCCAGCGGAUCCGGCUGACCUGUCGCACUGAGGGCUUCCCACCCCCAACCAUCGAAUGGCAGAGAGACGGGCAGACCCUCUCUUCUCCCAGACACCAGCAGCUGCCUGAUGGCUCUCUGGUCAUCAGCCAAGUGGCCGUGGAAGAUGGUGGCUUCUACGCCUGUGUCGCCUUCAAUGGGCAGGACCGAGACCAGCGAUGGGUCCAGCUCAGAGUUCUGGGGGAGCUGACCAUCACGGGGCUGCCCUCUACGGUGACAGUGCCGGAAGGUGACACGGCCAGGCUGCUGUGUGUGGUGGCAGGAGAAAGUGUGAACAUCAGAUGGUCCCGGAACGGGCUGCCGAUACGGGCCGAUGGCCACCGUGUCCACCAGUCUCCAGAUGGUACUUUGCUGAUCCACAACCUGCGGGCCGGGGACCAGGGCUCCUACACGUGCAGCACCUACCGUGGCAGCCAGGCAGUCAGCCGCAGCACUGAGGUGAAGGUGGGCCCACCAGCACUGGCCGCCCAGCCGAGGGACCCCGGCAGGGAUUGCAUGGAUCAGCCGGAGCUGGCCAACUGUGAGCUCAUCCUGCAGGCCCAGCUCUGUGGCAAUGAGUAUUACUCCAGCUUCUGCUGUGCCAGCUGUUCCCGUGCCCAGCCUCAUGCGCAGCCAGUCUGGCAGCAGGGAUGAAGGCUGGCUCCAGCCCCAGUUCUGAAACAACUCGUAGGGCUGGGGAGAAAGGCAGGGAGACUCUCACUCUCCCCUUUGUGGCUGCCAAGGGAGUUAUCUUCUAGAGACACUGCUCCCCACCCUAUCCCACCCACCCAGCGUUUAGCCUCAGCAGAGGCCAGGUCAGCAUCUCUGACACAACGGAAAGAAACCUGUUUGGAUUAGGAUAUGCUUUGCUUUACAACUUCCCUCUAUAAUUUCUAGUACACAGGAGCAGUUCACUGUGUUUUAAAAUGAGCUACCAGGUUCUCGCUUCAUGUGAAGCUGGAUAGGGAGGUGCAUAACUAUUUUAGUUAACACCUACCUAACUCCCGCUGUGACAGGGAAGGAUGCUUUGCUAGAACUAGAUCUCAUCUGGGGUCAAACAGUGGCCUGUGCUCUAGUCCCUCUCUCAACCUUCCAGGUAGUAAGUAGCAACCAGCUUCAAGCCCAUCUGUGCAUAUGGUUAACAGCAUAACACUGGUGAAAGCUCUCAGGAAAGUGAACUAUGAGGUAAGGCUCACCUAGGGAUUUAGUAUGAAAGGGUGGCAGCUGCAUUAUUAUCUGAGCAUGCAGGAACUGGAAAAGCUGCUUACUUCCAUCGGGAAGCCUGAGCCGGAAGCCCUCUUCCUGAGGCCAACAGGAAGGGCUGGCUGUGAGGACCGCCUCACACCAGUAUGGAGCUGAUCGACGGGCCUGCUCUGUACCGCGACCAACAAGGAGACACUCCUUCUCGAGUAGGAAUCUGUGAAUCAAAGUGUUUGCUGCCAGAUAAAAGCCAGUCUAUUAUUAAAAACAGCAGCCUGGCCAGUGUGGCCCCAUGGUUGAGCAUCAACCCAUGAACUAGGAGGUCAAGGCUCGAUUCCCGGU
Molecule: messenger RNA, 5013 nt
Organism: Myotis davidii
Lineage: Eukaryota; Metazoa; Chordata; Mammalia; Chiroptera; Vespertilionidae
Gene: PAPLN
Product: papilin, proteoglycan-like sulfated glycoprotein
Exons: 30
Coding region: 1-4125 (1374 amino acids)
Biological process (GO): extracellular matrix organization
Cellular component (GO): extracellular matrix
Molecular function (GO): metalloendopeptidase activity; serine-type endopeptidase inhibitor activity
Source: RefSeq, a predicted model, not a curated record